AUGGCAGCCCGCUCUACGCGUUCCUUGACAGAGCGCCAGAUUACCCAUAUAUUGUCGGUGUGCUCGGACGCCAUACCUGCCGAGCUACCUGAAUCGGGGAUUGCCCACAAGCGUAUUCCAGUGGAAGACGUUGACUAUGCCGAUCUCUUGAUUCACCUACCUCGAGCUUGUCAGUUUAUCGAACAGGCCAUUAGGUCGGGUGGUGUUGUGCUGGUCCAUUGUGGCCAAGGACUUUCCAGAAGUGCCGCUGUUGUAUGCGCUUACAUCAUGUGGUCCAGACGUGUCAACGCCACCCAAGCCAUGCAAUUUGUCCGCUCUGCUAGAGACCAGAUCUGGAUCAAUCCGGGCUUCCAUGAACAGCUGGUCCUGUUUGAACUGUGCGACUACAACCCCACCCCGAAUAAUGGGUUCUAUCAAAAAUGGCGACAUUCUGUCAACUCUAGACUGAGAGCAGCUGGUCUGUUGGGUUGA
Molecule: messenger RNA, 471 nt
Organism: Coprinopsis cinerea okayama7#130
Lineage: Eukaryota; Fungi; Basidiomycota; Agaricomycetes; Agaricales; Psathyrellaceae
Exons: 3
Coding region: 1-471 (156 amino acids)
Biological process (GO): protein dephosphorylation; regulation of MAP kinase activity
Cellular component (GO): cytoplasm
Molecular function (GO): JUN kinase phosphatase activity
Source: RefSeq, a predicted model, not a curated record